This is a messenger RNA of Didymodactylos carnosus, 1158 nucleotides long. Lineage: Eukaryota; Metazoa; Rotifera; Eurotatoria; Philodinida; Philodinidae. The record is from the annotation of a GenBank genome assembly.
AUGUCUGUAAUCAAACGUUUUUUCUCUGGAAAACCCUCGUCGUCGCAUAAUACUGAUAAAACACCUAUUAUCAAAAGCAGUAGUAACAAUGCUAUAUUAACGUCAAUUAAACAAAUUGAACAUCCAUCUAUCGAACAAAUCCCCGCACCAAUCAAAUCUAAAACAACGUCUUCAUCGUUAAAUGAUAUACAAUCAUUGAAAGCGUUAAAAUUAAACGAAGGAUCACCUCUUGAAGACAAAAAAGAAAAUCAACCUCUACCACCAUUAGUAGAGAAGCAAACGUGUAAGUCAAAUCACGAAACAAAACCAAAGAAUGAGACGUCAACGUCUUGGUCAAUAAACGAUUUUGAAAUUGGUCAACCGUUAGGAAAAGGCCGGUUUGGCUAUGUUUAUUGUGGAAGAGAAAAACGAACACGAUUUCUCGUAGCGUUGAAAAUUUUAUUCAAAACACAACUAAAAAAUUCAAAAAUGGAACAACAAGUUAAAAGAGAAAUAGAAAUUCAAUCCAAUUUAAAGCAUCCGAAUGUGUUGCGUUUAUAUGGAUUUUUUCAUGAUGAUCAACGUAUUUAUUUACUAUUAGAAUAUGCACCCGGUGGAGAACUGUAUCGUCGUAUGCAAAAAGAAAAAGUUCUAAUGGAAUCUGAAGCAGCUGGUCUAUGUAAUGCGCUUAAUUAUCUGCAUAGCAAAAGUGUUAUUCAUCGUGAUAUAAAACCUGAAAAUAUUCUCGUGGGGAAAUAUGGUAUACUUAAAUUAGCUGAUUUUGGUUGGAGUGCUGAGAGUACAACUGCAUGCAAACGUACUACACUUUGCGGCACAUUAGAUUAUCUUCCUCCAGAGAUGUUAGAUGGACGUGGUUAUGAUGAAAAAAUAGACUUGUGGUGUUUAGGCGUUUUAACGUAUGAAAUGAUUAUUGGUAAACCACCUUUUGACAGUCAAUCACAACAUGAAACAAUACGUCUCAUUCGCUCAAUUGAAUUAAAUUUUCCAAUAACAACAUCGCAUGAUGUCAGAGAUUUGAUCAGCAAACUACUUUGUCGAAAUCCCAUUGAACGUUUACCAUUAAAAGAUGUUAUUCAACAUUCAUGGAUAGUCAAAAAUGCUGAUAUUAAAUCAAUUGAAGAAAAUUAUAUUAAACGUAAAUCAACAUUAAAUAAAUAA